Molecule: messenger RNA, 6485 nt
Organism: Danio aesculapii
Lineage: Eukaryota; Metazoa; Chordata; Actinopteri; Cypriniformes; Danionidae
Gene: zc3h7bb
Product: zinc finger CCCH-type containing 7Bb
Exons: 22
Coding region: 283-2997 (904 amino acids)
Biological process (GO): miRNA processing
Molecular function (GO): protein binding; metal ion binding; miRNA binding
Source: RefSeq, a predicted model, not a curated record
CUAGUGGCUGAAUGCUCCAAUUCGAACAAAAAAGGAUCCGUCUCUCUCUGCCUUUAGGACCUCACAGUCUGGACGGUUUAGUUAAACUUGAGCGCAACUUGGGGGAAACCAAACGGCUCAAGUCGCACAUGAUCUGUCCGCUGAUUCGGGGCAGGCGAAUUAAUUAAAAUAAUGAUUUCGAAGGAAUAAAACACACAAAUCUUCUACCUGACAAUUCAAGGGAUUUAUUUCUUUAACAACAGCUCCUAGUGGAAGAGAAGAUCUCAAGUCUUAACGUUAGCUAUGGAUCUAGAACGACAAAAGCGCAAGGAAGAAAUACAAAAAGCUUUGGGCUUCAUUCAGUCAUCUUUGCCUUUCCCUGAACCUGAAGGUUAUGAGGCAUUCCUGACUCAGCUGGUCUGUAAUUUGCUGGAUGAAGGUAAUGCUGUGUAUCGUGAUGGUGAAUGGAGACAGGCAGCAGUCCAUUACAGCGAGGGUGUGAAUGUAGCUCGCUACGCUCAGUCAGAAGCACUGGUCAUUCCUCCUGAGCUGUUAGAGAGCCUUUAUGUAAACCGGGCAGCUGCACAUUAUAGUCUGGGUGAGUACGAGCGGGGAGUGCAAGACUGUGACAGUGCACUGUGUGUGUCGGAGGGUAGUCGCAGGGCUCUCUACAGGAAGGCACUUUGUCUGAGGGACCAGGGCCGAUUUAGAGAGGCUUAUGAGUGCGGCACUGGAUGCCUACUAACUGCUCCACACGACAGGCAAGUCAGUGAGCUUGCUCAGGAUCUAGCCAACAAACUUGGUUUGAAAAUCCGCAAAGCAUAUGUCAGCCCUCAGCUUGAUUCUACAACAUCUGGGGCAGACAACAAUGGAGAAACUAAUUCUCCUACUGGGGAGACCUCCUCGAAUGGUCUUGAGACUUUGAAUGAUAUUGGAUCAGACUUAACAAGUGCCCAGUGCAUCCCUGCCCCUCUGGCUACACCAAUUCCUGUCAGUGAUGACCCACAGAUUCCUUCGCUGGACCCAGUUGAGCCCCAAGACAUGCCAGAAAGCCCAAGCCAGGAGCCGUCGGGGCGGGUGCCAUACUCAGUGCCUGUAUCUGAACACAUGGGAGAAUGUGUAAUGAAUGAGGACACUUCAUGUCUGGACACCUUGCUGGAAAGUAUUCCUAAAGGGGCAGAGGUCAGCGUGAACCCAGUUCAAGGUGCCAUUCCUACAAACCUACCAAACACUGCUGUGGGUUUGAGACCUCCAUACUCUCCUGGUCUUGCAGGAUCCACACCUCAGCUCGCAGCUCAAUUUUUCAACUCUGCUGUAAGUCCACUUCCACCACUGGAGCCCUUCACAGUCUUGGGUCAAAGCGAAGCCUCUUCCCAGACAAUGGACUCUCUUGGCUCCUUCAGCUCUGGGGCUGCGGACACUGCAGGGAAAGGGGGUUCUGGAUCAUUGAUCACAGGAGGACUGGAUUCACUCUCUGAGUACACACUUCCUGGUGGACGAAUCUCUCACUGUUUCAUCCCUGGUUUGCGUAAUCAUAAUGCCGCCAAUGCAAAUGGCCCAGUUGGUACCAACCUUUCUCUGCUGUCACGAAACCCUCUGGCUGCCACACAUGAGUUCAGACAGGCCUGUAAUGCUUGCUACAGUCGCAUAGGGCCCAGAGUCAUGGACUAUCAUUAUCAGCCUGAGGCAGCGCACCGCUGUAAGAGAGAUGUGCUGCUCUGUCGCCUCAAAACUGCAGAUGACCCCAUCUGGAAGAGGGUGCGACCUCGUCCAGCUCGUAAUAACUUCCUUGGGGCGUUUGUUCUCUGCAAAGAGGUACAAGAACGUCAGGAGUGCCAGUAUGGUGAGAACUGCACUUUUGCCUAUUGCCAGGAGGAGAUCGACGUCUGGACCCAAGAGAGAAAGGGAGCUCUGAGUCGCGAGUUACUGUUUGACCCUCUGGGCACCAAUGAACGCCGGGCCCUCAGUGUCACCCGUCUCCUCCAGCUCCAUAUGGGCAUGUUUAUGUUCCUCUGUGAGGAAUGUUUUGACAGUAAACCGCGUAUCAUUAGCAAGAGAAGCAAAGAGAAUCUCGCUGUGUGUUCCAACCUCACUGCACGACAUCCCUUUGAUGAUAACAAGUGCCUGGUGCAUGUGGUUCGCUCAGCAAAUGUGCGCUACAGUAAAAUACGCCCUCUUCACCCACUCUGCCAGUUUGACGUGUGUCGUCAUGAAGUGCGAUACGGCUGCCAACGGGAGGACAGUUGCUCUUUUGCACAUUCAGUCAUAGAACUCAAGUGUUGGGUGCUUCAGCAGGACACAGGUAUUACCCAUGAGGAGAUGGUGCAGGAGUCUAAAAGACACUGGCACAGGUUGGAACAGAAUGCGCAGAGACAGAAGCCUAUGCCAGGGCCUCAUCAGCCCAGUGGGAGCAGCAGUGGUGGUCCUGUGGUCUCAGGCGGUGUGGUUGGCGGAGGUGGAGACAGCAUCAGUGGUGGAGGAGGAGGAGGAGGUGGAGGACUGGUGGGAUGCGGUCGGGGGCGUGGCCUGAAUCUGAAGAUGAAGUUUGUGUGUGGACAGUGUUGGAGGGAGGGCCAGGUCAACGAGCCAGACAAGUCACUGAAAUACUGCACUGCCAAAGCCAGGCACAGUUGGACAAAGGAGCGCAGGGUGUUGCUAGUGAAAUCGUUUGAGAAGAAAAAAUGGGUGGUUGUGCGACCGCUGCCUUUUUCACGUACCUACCCACAACAAUAUGAUAUGUGUGUUCAUGUUAUGAAGCAGAAGAAGUGCCACUAUAUUGGGAACUGCUCUUUUGCACACAGUUUGGAGGAGAGGGAUGUGUGGACCUACAUGAAAAACAACAGCUUGAGAGACAUGCAGCAGAUGUACGAGAUGUGGCUGUCGUUGACCAAUCAACACCGGCGUGCAGACAGCAACCUUAUGAAUCCGCCCCCAGAGGAAAAACAGAUCGCCAUGCCAACUAACUGUUCUGAGUCAAUGGUUGGAAGAAGGAUGUCUGGUGGUGGAGGAGACCUGUGACCGGUCCAAAAGUGUGUGGUCUGGAUGAGUCUUCCUGUUCAAAUGUCAGCUUCGAAGGCCCUUCUCCACUCUUUCAGUGCCACUCUGGGAAGUAACAGGCUAUUCUGCCCUUCAGGGCAGAGUGUCUGACUUUAGGACUAACACACACUGAUUGUUACCACAUACACACACACACACACACCCAGACACAUACACCACAUGCUUUUUUCCAUUUAUUAUCAAACACAAUCUUGCGCAUUCACCGACAUGACACUUGGCACAGGCUCAUAGUGUGGUGUAUGUGAAUGCACACUGGUACUUUUACAGCUAACUCAAAUAAGGGCAGUUUCUUCCGUUUUUACAAUUCUGAGGAGUUGAAUUGAGUUGAAUCUUUUCCCACAGUGCUCUUCAAACUCAAACCCAAAACAGACUGGUUCUCCCUGUAUCAAAUUAAAGCACCUGCCGUGAAGGCCACGCAUGCCUUAGUCAUGUAUGUGGUUUCAGAUUUUGAUGAAUUUCUGAAGCGGUGCUUAACUCUGUGUUCCUGCCAUAUUGGUAGAAGAGUUUGAAUGUACAGCCAAAAGUGGCCAUUUACAAGAAAUUUGAGAUUUGUUGAGAUGUGGAAUGUAUUUGAGACACCAAGGAAAUUAAAGGGAUAGUUUACCCCCCCCCCCCCCUAAAAAAACAACAACAUCUUGUCAUUUAGUCAUCCUCCAUUUGUUUCAAACUGGUCUGUUUUUUUUGUUUUUGUUUUUUUUUUACUUCUGUUGAACAAGAUAUUCUGACGAAUGUUAGAAAAAAAUCAAUUUUAUUCCUACUCUGGAACUCAAUGGCUGAUUUUUUUUUUUUUUUUUUUUUUUUUUUUUUUUUUUUUUCCCCAGUGUUUUUCAGAAUAUCUUGUGUUGUGUUCAACAGAAGAAAAAAAUCUUAAGUUUAGAACCACUUGAGCAAACAGUGAGGACGUUUUCAUUUUUUGGUGAACUCUCCCUUUAAGGAUUAACUAAGCCGUAGGUCUCAAACUCUAUUUCUGGAGGGCCGCAGCUCUGCACAGUUUUGCUCCAACCCUAUCAAACACAGCUGAUCCAACUAAUCAAGGUAUUCAAAAGAAUCAUGAACACCUUCAUUAGUUGGAUCAGCUGUGUUUGAUCAGGGAGCAACUGCAGAGCUGCGGCCCUCCAGGAAUCGAGUUUGAGACCUAUAAACCAAGCAAAACAACCCUAACACCUGCAUAGAUAUUUGCAUAAUGCUAGUUACAGACCUUGCACUGACACACACUCAUUCCCUCAUUCUUUUUGCUUUGCGCUGGCAGUGCUUGAUAAAGCUGAGGAUGGAAUGCACAUUUGAGUUGUCAAUUUGGAUUGAAACACUUUGUAUACAUUAUUUGUCUUCUUUUUUUGCUUUACAUUGAGUGAUCGACAGUUGGAAAAAGCUUCCAUGUUUGUCACAUUCAAGCUAUUAGAUUGAGAUUUUGAAGUGCAUAAUCUAUAAAACCCAUAAGCUUGCUACAAGGAGACUUGCCACAGUUCAUCGCAGGUUAGUUUUUCCAUAUUUAACUUUGAUUCAUUUCAUAUUAGAAGCAUGAACGGAGACGCGUUAGCAAGAAAAUAGGCUACAAAGAAAACUUGCCCUGUCCAUGCGUAGUUCUAUUCCAAGUAAAUAUAUCAAGACAUGCAGUGCUACCCUUAGUAUGCCUUGUCCUUACUUUCAGUGGACAUGAUAUAUAAAUAUAUAUAAAUAUAAAUAUAUACACACACACAUACACACACACACACACACACGAUUAUAUCCACUAUAUUGGCAUACUACUAAUGAUUAUUGAUAACUUAGCAGUUAAGCUUAAUUAAGUAUAACCUUACCUUGUAUUGAUUACAUAGAACUUCUUGUUAUUGAGCUAUGCUAUAUGACAUGUAUUGCUGAUUAGAUGGUUAGUGACUUUUUUUUUUUUUUUUAAGCGUCACUCCGGACGUGUUGGUUUUGUAAGGUCUAGAUAAGCCCAAACUGCUUGUAAAUGCUGUAGAGGAUUGAAGCACCCUGAGAGGGUUUGUUAUGGAAAAUAGAAUCCAUUUACAUUCCUCGCAUUGAUUUCCAGGGCUUAAAUGACACUUGAAGGAGCAGGUUUGGGUCUGAUGAUAUGGAGAUUUGAGAGGGACGUUCUGGAGUGACCUAAUACGCUUUACCGAGGGAUCAUAUUAUUACUACUGCUAUUAUUAUGAUGAUGACAGUGAUGAUAAUGAUUGCCAUUAUUACUACUUCUAUCUUCCUAUAUGCUAUUGAUAUAUGUAUAUGUUAAUUGCUAUGUAUAACACUUUAAAUAUAUGUAUCCAUGUAUGAAUAUAAUACUUAACAGUGAUUUAUGUCUAUGUAUGCUUGGUGAGCUGUUCAGAAUCGUCGAUUUGAAAUCCUAGGCUGGUUUACCGUUCAUGUUCUUCCAAGCUGAAUGAAAAUGAAACCGCAUUAACUCAUAGUGUGUCAUGCUUUUGGGAUGUUUUCGUAGUUGUUGCUUGAUCUGAAACCUGGGAUCUCUUUUGAGAGGGUUUGUAGAGUUGUUGUAGUUCAAAUUCAUCUUUCAAAACUACACACCUCAGUAAAUUCUCUCUGCAUCUUUAUUUUGAUGAGAUUCUCGCAGCUCUGUGACAGAACACAAAGCAUACAUGGAUAUUUAUGUUCGUCUGCAUAGCGCCUUAUACUAUACAUUUAUAUACAAUUAUAAAUACCUUAACGAAUAAUCCUACUCUUUCGGUAUAAUGAUAUAUACGCUGUUAGGCAACUUGUUUAAGGAAACAGGGGAGGGAAGUGUAUCGUUAACGUUCUCUGAUUGACAAUAGAGACUGGUUUUGUACACAUCUCUCGUCUGAAAUUUUACGUCGAACUGAGAUGACAUGGUAGAGCCUGAGGUAGACAUAUAGAGAAAGCGAACGCAACCUGAGAGCCGAGAAGCUCAGUUAACAGUCUCUGUUGCUCAAAAACGGUGGGAUGUUGUUUGCAAUCAUUCAUAUUCAUAUUAAAGGGUUAGUACUGCUGGCCAUUGACUGUCCGAAGGCGGCAGUAUUGGUCAUCUACUCACCAUUAUCAUUCUCCACUUGAGUUUAUUUUUUAACACAGAACUUGAAUGUUCUGGGCUCUCGGGUCUUUGAAACCAAGGAUGAUUGCCCAUUUUAAAUAACAUUUGUGUUUGACACUUUCUAGCUGGAGUGUAAAACAGAAAUAUGUUCAUAAUUCAUGUUCAGUGUGGGAUUUAACCAAUGUUGGAUUAUAUCGGUUGAGAAUUUCUGUUAAGAUGGGGUUUUUUUUCACCUCCUUAGAUAACCAGUAAAAAAAAAUUAAAUAAAAAAAAAAAUCAGGGUUUUGAAAAAAUGAAAAGGAAAAACAACAAUGCCUCUUUUUGUACUGUAUUUUUACAUUUGUUUGUUUUGUUUCUCCUCUUUCUCCCUGGUUGGAAGUGAAUUAUUGAUCACAGUGGACCAAAUCUCAUGAACGUGUUUAACAAUAAAUAGACUGUUUUAGAAAAA